AAAGACUGCUUCUACAACAUUUGUGAAAGACUGUGCAAUAAGUCCAUCCGUGAAAUUUCCUUGCUACUAAAUUUUCCAUGGUCAACUAUUAGUGGUAUUAUAACAAAGUGGAAGCAACUUGGAACAACAGCAACUCAGCCACAAAGUAGUAGGCCACGUAAAAUGACAGAGCAGGGUCAGCGCACAGUGUACAGAAGUUGCCAGCUGUCUGCAGAGUCAAUAUCUAAAGACCUCCAAAUUUCGUAUGGCCUUCAGAUUAGCACAACAGUGUGUAGAGUGCUUCAUGGAAUGGGUUUCCAUGGGGUCAGC
Staurois parvus is the source of this 309-nucleotide messenger RNA. NCBI's taxonomy places the organism in Eukaryota, Metazoa, Chordata, Amphibia, Anura, Ranidae. The record is from the annotation of a GenBank genome assembly.